AUCCAAAAGCUUUAUUUGCUAUCUGUCUAUUAAUUUGUUUCUUAGAAGAAAUUAUUUAUUCUCUGAAAAUGCCUUGCAUAGCUUUGGGACGUUUUGACGAUUCAUUCAGCUCAGGGUCUAUUAAGGCUUAUAUUGCUGAAUUUAUCUCUACGUUGCUUUUCGUCUUCGCCGGAGUUGGUUCCGCCAUUGCCUACAACAAGUUGACAGCAGAUGCUGCUCUUGAUCCGGCGGGACUAGUAGCAGUUGCAGUUUGCCAUGGAUUGGCUCUGUUCGUGGCGGUUGCUAUUGCCGCUAACAUCUCCGGUGGUCACGUUAACCCUGCGGUUACUUUUGGUUUAGCUCUUGGCGGUCAAAUCACCAUUAUUACCGGCUUGUUCUACUGGAUUGCUCAGGUUUUGGGCGCCAUUGCAGCUUCCUACCUCCUCAAAUUUGUCACUGGAGGACUAGCUGUUCCAAUUCACGGCGUGGCAGCAGGAGUGGGAGCAACUGAAGGAGUUGUAAUGGAAAUCAUUAUCACCUUUGCAUUAGUGUACACAGUGUUCGCAACAGCAGUUGACCCAAAGAAGGGAACAUUGGGCACCAUUGCACCCAUUGCCAUUGGUUUCAUUGUUGGUGCUAACAUCUUGGCUGCCGGUCCAUUCUCCGGUGGUUCAAUGAACCCGGCCCGCUCUUUUGGUCCAGCUGUGGCCAGUGGUAACUUCGCUGGAAACUGGAUUUACUGGGUUGGACCACUAGUUGGUGGUGGUUUGGCUGGUUUAACUUACAGCAAUGUGUUCAUGAACUACGACCACGCCCCUCUCGUUAGUGAAUUCUAAAAAAUUGUUUGAAUUUGAUUGUGUUGUGAACUCCGUUUGCCUUUUGUAAUAAAAAGGAAGACAAGCAAUACUAACAUAUUGCUGAUUCUUUCUUUUUUCAUAUUUACCUAUUUGUAUUGUUUUUCUUCUUCCUUUUAAGCCUUUGUAAAGAUCCAUCCAACUUUGAUGAAAUGUUCGAAAUGAUGCAUGAGAUUUGAUGAGAUUGCUUUCAUUCAUUGA
Messenger RNA from Nicotiana tabacum (common tobacco), 1034 nucleotides. Its product is annotated as aquaporin TIP2-1. Gene Ontology annotation, cellular component: membrane. Gene Ontology annotation, biological process: water transport; transmembrane transport. The record is from RefSeq and is a predicted model, not a curated record. NCBI's taxonomy places the organism in Eukaryota, Viridiplantae, Streptophyta, Magnoliopsida, Solanales, Solanaceae. Gene Ontology annotation, molecular function: water channel activity.